AUGAAGUCCUUCUUCAUUGCUUGCCUUGCCGCCACCAGCGCCUUCGCAGCACCUCUUGCUGCUCCCCAGCUGGGCGGCAUCCCUAGCUUCGGCGGUGGCCUCGGCAGCUCCACCAGCAACGAUGUUAUCGACGGUGUUUGCAAGCCCGUGACUUACAUCUUCGCUCGCGGCACCACUGAGAUCGGCAACAUGGGUUCUACUGUCGGUCCAGCUCUUCAAAGAGCUCUNGAGUCUGCUUUUGGUAGCAACAAUGUUGCUACCCAGGGUGUCACUUACCCCGCCAAUGUUGCUGGCGCUAUCAGCGGUGCUCUUAACCCUGGAUCUGCGCAGGGUGCUCGUACUAUGGCUAGCUUGACUCAGCAGGCUCUGAGCAAGUGUCCCGAUACUAAGGUCAUCCUUGCUGGUUACUCUCAAGGUGCCGAGCAAGUCCAUGGUGCCCUUAUAAAUCUCCAGAACGGACAAGUUUCUAGAAUCCCUUUCAGAAACAUCGAGGCUGGUCGUACCAAGGUCUACUGUAACCUUCUCGAUGGUGUCUGCAAUGGUGCCUUCAUCAUCUCUGCCGCUCACUUGUCCUAUUCCUUUGAGGACACCACACCUGCUGCUCAGUUCGCCAAGAGUGUUAUUGGCAAUAUCCAAGCUUAG
This is a messenger RNA of Aureobasidium musti, 642 nucleotides long. Lineage: Eukaryota; Fungi; Ascomycota; Dothideomycetes; Dothideales; Saccotheciaceae. The record is from the annotation of a GenBank genome assembly.